Messenger RNA from Myzus persicae (green peach aphid), 2093 nucleotides. Its product is annotated as MFS-type transporter SLC18B1-like. The coding region runs from base 213 to 2093 and encodes 626 amino acids. Gene Ontology annotation, biological process: transmembrane transport. Gene Ontology annotation, molecular function: transmembrane transporter activity. NCBI's taxonomy places the organism in Eukaryota, Metazoa, Arthropoda, Insecta, Hemiptera, Aphididae. The record is from RefSeq and is a predicted model, not a curated record. The transcript is spliced from 13 exons.
UUUUUCUUCUGAACAAUCGUUCAAAACUCUUCAGGCACUUGCGACCUGUGAUCACCAGUGAUCUAACCUAUAACCGAUAUAGAUAUACCUAUAUUAAUUUCAUUCGAAUCAACUGUUCAUGCUUUUUAAUAGUAAAUUAUUUUAAUAUUUUUUAAGUUGCCAAUUUUUCAACUUUUUUCAACAAACUGUGUCCAAUAAAAACACGUGAUAUUAUGCUCUUCGACGAAUCCAGACGUCAACAUUUUACCAAUCAUAUAAAGUUCCAGAGCCUGACAAACCUACCAUGUGGGCUGGAGUCCAACAACAACAUAGCCACCGCGGGCGUGAGCAUGGACGAAGAGGACGGUAGUGCGGACGAUGACGAGCACAUACGAACCGGUCUGUCUUACGACGAAGACUACGAAGACAACGCCUUCUCGACGUCAUUCGCGGGCGCGUCCGAGGCGACCGCUGGCACAGCCCUCGUCAACGGCAUUCGAAAUGGAGGCGGUGGCAGCGGAAGCGGAACCGGAAUCGAAAAGUUCCGCAUCGAAUACCCGAAAAAGUUCCACAAUGCCCGCAGCAUGUCACUGUCCAUGGAACGGAACGCUUACUGCGAACUGUGCCGGUUUUCGCGCAGCCCCGUGCCGUUCGACCAGGGCGGAAGUGGCGGAGGCAGCGGCGGAGGCGGCGAACCGGACGAACGCGACAAGGGCGUCCGCCGGUACUUCGGGUUCACCAUCAAACAGUACAUGGCGCUCGGUUCGCUCGCGCUGGUCGACUUCCUCGGGUUCUGCUCCAUGUCAGUCAUGGCACCAACCUUUCCGAAAGAGGCUGAAAAGAAAGAUAUGACAGUUUCCGAAGCUGGUCUUGUUUUUAGUUUUUUUGCUUUGAUAAUGUUUUUGCUCUCUCCGGCAAUGGGAUCAAUAAUGCCAAUAUUCGGAACAAAAUGUUUGUUUAUAUCGGGAGUGUUUAUUUCCGGAAUAUGCAAUAUGCUGUUCGGGCUAUUGCCAAUGAUACAAGAUAACUUCCAAUUCAAAGUACUGUGCUUUGUAGUACGAGGUUUGGAAGCAAUCGGUGCCAGUGCAUUUUCUACUUCAAGUUUUGUUUAUGUCAUUCAAUUGUUUCCAGAAAACGUCAGUAGCGUUUUAGGUAUACUAGAAACAUUUGUCGGUUUAGGUAUGAGUGUCGGACCCGCAAUAGGAGGCUUGUUAUCCUCGGUCGGAGGUUAUGCAAUGCCGUUUUUCGUCGUCGGCCUCUUGAUGGUGGCUACGGUGCCACUGCACAUUUACCUUAUGCCUCCAAUCAGAGAUGAUGUAAAAGCAUCGCAAGCUGUUGGCAACCGAUCCAAAGGUUUAAUCAAAUUACUCAUAAUCCCGUCAGCUUUUGUUGUUGGCGCCGUCAUUACAGUCACAUCCAAUUUUUGGGCGUCACUUGAUCCAACACUCGAGCCACACUUAAGAGAGAUGGGCUUAUCAACUGACGAAGUGGGACUAGUAUUUCUGUUUUGUUCAAUACUGUAUGGAGUAUCAAGUCCAAUUUGGGGUUACAUUGCUGACAAGUAUGAUAACCAUUGGUCAAUGAUGUCCGUUGGAUUGUUUUUGUCAGCUAUCGGGCUAUUCAUCUUAGCUCCUCUUCCAUGGUUACCACUGAAUAAAGAUGUCUUAUGGUUGAACCUCGUUGGACUUGGAAUUUUGGGCGUGUCUGCGUCAUUAACGAUGAUGCCGGCAUUCAACUUCAUCUUAUCGAGUGCAAUAGAAAAUGGAUUUCAAGAAAGCGUUUCUACAUUUGGAACUGUCGCCGGGUUUUGGUCAUCAGCCUAUUCACUCGGUGAUAUGACCGGUCCAUCCUUGGGAGGCGUUCUCUUACAACAUUUCGGGUUUUCUAUAUGCAUGACCACAAUGGGUCUGUUUUGCUUAGUAGUGGGUGUAAUGUCGGUUGGGUUUUUUGGUCUUGCGAAAAAAAAAAAAAAACGUCCAAGAAGGAUGUCCGACAAAAGUCCAUUAAACGAUCCGAAAAUUAUACAUCCACGGUAUAAUUCACUGAACGACGAUCGUGGUGGAUCAUUGAUGAUUUCAAAAUUUUCAUCCAAAACCGAAACCACUGAAGUGUAA